AUGGAUCCCGGCGACGUGCAACCGGCUUCUGCCAAGCCUGCAACCUGGUCCCACAUCUUGUCAAGACCUCCCUCACCGGCCGUUUCCAAGUCUGUGACCUGGUCCAACAUAUUGAACCAACCACCCUCCCCUGCCAAGGAAAACACUGCAGCCAGAAGCGGAACGCGCAUGACCCUGAGAGCCUCUCGACCUGGAAGCACCGCCUCUCGACCUGGAAGCGCUGCUAGCUCUUCUGCAUCAUUCUACUCACCGAAGAAGCGCAGCCUCAGCGAGAAGAACCUUUGGCCCGACAAGAUGGAGAAGACUCGCAAAGCCGUCGACAUACCGCUCGACAAGAAGCAGUACACCGACUUGGCCUGGCCUCAGAAGACCCCCACGAAGUUUAGCUAUGAUUGGGACCCUGCUUACGUUGCUGCCGGAGAGGAUGAGUACGCCCAGGAGAAAGAAGCACUUGGAAACCUACCAUUCGCGACUAGAGAUCUUCUUUCCGGGGACACUGGAAAUGGCUUCCUCCACAUGCUCAGCCUCCACCAGCGUAAUAAAGGUCCUUGCCUAAGCGGCCUUCGUGCCGUCGUCGAGGCAGCUGCUCGUGAAGGGUCUGCUGGAACCGGCUCUGGCAACCACAGCGCCGCCGCUCGCCUUGCUGCUUUCAAUGCCGGAAAGCUCAUCUCUGACACCUCGCCCGACAAGAAGAAGAGAACCCCGAUGUUCACCCACGACCAUUCGAUUUGUCCGAACUGGCUUACCAUGACUGAAGAGCCCCCGCACCACCCCAUCGACAUGGACGACGAACAGAAGCAGAUGUACGAUAACGCGUUCACGAUUUCUCUCGCUCUCGAUUCCUAUGAAGUUCCGCUGGGUCAUUGGCCUGAACUUCCGCCGGGUUAUUUCCAAUUCGGAAUCGACGGUGCCUUCGACGGUGCCCACGACGAAGGUGGAUGGAUGGAUGGUCAGAAGAGUCAGUAUCCAGCGGACCAAGGCGAUGACUACUAUACCGCUAAGGGUCAGAAGGGUCAGUAUCCAGCGGACCAAGGCGAUGACUACUAUGGCGACGAUGAUCAGGAAGACCUGUACACAGCCAGUGGUGGCUCCCAGGAAUGGUACGAUGCUCCUCCCGAGGCGUAUUAUUCAGGCGUCACCGAGACCGGUCCCACGGCAAGCGACUACAACUAUAAGCAGCUAUACCAUCCCAACGAGAUCGGCUACUCGUCAUCCAAGUCGUGGAUCAGCCCGGCGGAGGAAGAACGUGUGCGCUGGGGAAAGCUCAAUGCCAACCUGCACCACGGCAGCAUGCACAAAUCACCCUUCGUGCCUCGAUCACUUAAGAAAUACGUCGAGCUCAAGAUGGCGACCGGUCGUGCCAACGAGGAAGCUGUAGAGAAGCAAAUCGCACAGCGAGAGGAACAAGCUGCCGUGACCCGUCGCUUCAUCGCAGCAGGAGGACCCCUAGAGCAGCUGCAAAUCCCGGUCGAGAUGUCUCAGAAGCUGAAGCACGUCAACGAACGCGAUGGACUGUCUCCGAUCACUGCGCGCCCGUCCAUUUGGGCCAAGGAUCUCGGCAGAAACAUCCACGUUGACUGGCCCACCUACCGCGAACUGAAGGCUGAUGGUGAUGAUCGCGCGAUGGGACGAUACGGUCGAUUCUUGCCUCUGCCGCGGGUGGAGGUGCUUGAUGACAAGUACGAACACCUGUCCCACGGACCCGAAGCCAUUCCCAAGAAGGGCCCCAAGGUGCCCAAGGAAUACCGAAAGGUCGCGAACUGGGCCAAGAGCAGCCCUGGAGCUGAUGGUUUGACCGCACUAGAAGCCGCUGAUCUCGACAAGCCGGCACAGGAAAUCGAGAUGGGCAAGCUUCCCCCCGUGGCCCAAGAGCUCAUCAAUGAGACAGACGAGGAGGAAUCAUGA
This is a messenger RNA of Anthostomella pinea, 1905 nucleotides long. The record is from the annotation of a GenBank genome assembly. Lineage: Eukaryota; Fungi; Ascomycota; Sordariomycetes; Xylariales; Xylariaceae.